ACUCAUUUGGCCAGUCACGGGGCCAAAACCAGUGUUUGGAGCCACAGUGUGGCGGUGGAGGCAGCAGCAAUGGGAGGCCAUACAGCAACCUACGACAAAAUGGAAACCAGCAGGAGUGUGAGGAGACCUGAAAGUGGCACAUGGCAGAGUGGGAGCAAUGGGAGGCGGUACAGGGACCCAGGUCACACUGUGGGCUCAGCAGCAGCGUGACCAGGCGGUACGGGGGCCCAUGGCCGAUUUGGGGCCUGGCGGCACCUAUGGGAGGCCUGUAAUCUGCCAGCAACCUAUGUCAAAAUGGAAAACCGCAGGAGUGUGAGGAGACCUCAAAGUGGCACAUGGCAGAGUGGAAGCAAUGGGAGGCCGUACAGGGACCCAGGUCACACUGUGGGACCAGCA
This is a messenger RNA of Staurois parvus, 396 nucleotides long. The record is from the annotation of a GenBank genome assembly. NCBI's taxonomy places the organism in Eukaryota, Metazoa, Chordata, Amphibia, Anura, Ranidae.